GAGAGUGGGCGGCCGCAGGCGUUUGCACUAUGGUGACGGGUGGCGGUGUGUCUGGAGAGUCAAUGGCGUCUUGGUCCACCUUUUCGGUCGCGGUUGUGACUGUAUUUUUCCUGUUCAUCCUCCCUUGCUUCUCACGGGCCCAGACUCUCUCCUUCCCUUUCCGGCAGCCGGAGACGUGUGGCCACAACCAGUAUUUCGAUAUUUCUGCCCUCUCCUGUGUCCGCUGUGGAGCCAACCAAAGGCAGGACGCCCGAGGAACUUCAUGUGUGUGUAUACCAGGAUUUCAGAUGAUUGCCAAUAAUGGAGGACCUGAUAUUAUCUGUAAGAAGUGCCCGGAAAACAUGAAAGGUGUUACCAAAGAUGGCUGGAAUUGCAUUUCUUGCCCUGGUGGUUUAACUGCAGAAGGAAAAUGCCACUGUCCCACUGGCCAUAUUUUAGUGGAACGAGAUGUUAAUGGAACGGUGUUGUCUCAAGCAAUUUGUAAGUUCUGUGAUGAAAAUGAAAACUCUUUUACAGUAGCAAAUGCUUUAGGAAACAGGUGUAUCCGUUGUGAGCCAACAUUCAUUAAUACCAGCAGGUCCUGUGCGUGUUCAGAACCUAACAUUUUAACAGGGGGAUUGUGUUUCAGCAGCACAGGGGAUUUUCCUCCACGUGUUAUUUCAACUGCACGUUAUGGAGAACUUGGCAUGUCUUUCAUUUCAGAAUGGUUUACAAAAUAUUUGCAAUCAGCAGCAGCUGCUUGUUGGGUGUAUGCCAAUCUAACAUCUUGCCAAGCUCUUGGAAAUAUGUGUGUGAUGAACAUGAAUUCUUACGACUCUGCUACUUUUGAUGCAUGUCGGUUGUUUCAGUUUGUCUUUGAAAAUACUGCUGGACUGCGCACUGUUCAUUCUGUUUCAUUUUGGAGGCAGAAUCUUCCAUGGUUGUUCUAUGGAGAUCAACUAGGAUUAGCACCUCAAGUACUCAGUGCUACACCUCUUCCUACAAAUUUCAGUUUUAAAGGGCAAACACAGAAUACAAAAAUGAAGUUUGUUGCUGCUUCCUAUGAUGUAAGAGGAAAUUUUAUCAAGUGGCAAACUGUAGAAGGUGGUGUUUUACAGCUAUGUCCAGACACAGAGACAAGACUAAAUGCUGCUUAUUCUUUUGGAACAACCUAUCAACAAAAUUGUGAGAUUCCUAUCUCUAAGAUCUUAACCGACUUUCCCACUCCUGUAUUUUAUGAUGUAUACCUUGAAUAUACAGAUGAAAAUCAACACCAAUAUAUUUGGGCUGUUCCAGUAUUAAACCUAAACCUUCAACACAAUAAAAUAUUUGUGAACAAAGACAGUAACUCUGGCAAGUGGCUUCUGACUCGGCGCAUUUUCUUAGUGGAUGCACUAAGUGGACGAGAAAAUGACUUAGGAAGUCGGCCGAGAUUAGUUCGAAUUGCUACACAAAUAUCACUGAGCAUCCACCUUGUACCCAAUACAAAAAAUGGAAACAUCUACCCUCCCUUAAUUACCAUUGCCUAUAGUGACAUUGAUAUCAAAGAUCCCAACAGCCAGUCUGUAAAGAUUUCUUUCUCAGUCACAUAUGAAAUGAAUCAAGGAGACGCACAUGUGCAGACAGACAUUGCUUUGGGUGUGUUGGGUGGGCUAGCUGUUUUAUGGUCUCUUUUGAAGACGGCAGGGUGGAAGAGGCGCAUUGGAAGUCCCAUGAUAAAAUUGCAGACAGUUAUGAAAUUCUUGGUAUACUAUGCUGGCGAUCUGGCCAAUGUUUUCUUUAUCAUCACAGUGGGAACAGGUCUUUAUUGGCUUAUUUUCUUUAAAGCACAGAAGUCUGUCUCUGUGUUGCUACCAAUGCCAGCUCAGGAAAAUCGUUUUGUUACUUAUGUGGCAUGUGCUUUUGCUCUGAAGGCUCUGCAAUUUUUGCAUAAGCUCAUAUCCCAGAUUACCAUAGAUAUAUUUAUCGAUUGGGAGAGACCUAAAGGAAAGAUUCUUAAAGCUGUGGAAGGGGUGGUUGUACGAGUGCUUAUAGUUCCUGUAAGCAUAUGGAGAACAUAUUUUGUAGCAAAUGGGAAUGAAAGUCAGACUGUGAGAAAAAUUAAUCCACUCUUUCAAGUACUUACUGUCCUCUUCCUUUUGGAGGUUGUGGGAUUCAAGAACUUAGCAUUAAUGGACUCAUCCUCUAGUCUUUCCCGAAGCCCACCUAGCUACAUAGCUCCUUAUAGCCGCAUUUUGAGAUAUGCAGUGUCUACUGCUCUUUGGCUAGUCAUUGGAAUUAUACAGAUUGUGUUCUUUGCUGUCUUUUAUGAGAGAUUUAUAGAAGAUAAAAUUCGACAGUUUGUUGAUUUAUGCUGUAUGAGCAAUAUAUCAGUGUUUCUGUUAUCCCACAAAUGUUUUGGUUAUUACAUUCAUGGUAGAUCAGUACACGGUCAUGCAGAUACUAACAUGGAAGAAAUGAAUCUGAAUCUUAAAAGAGAAGCGGAAAAUUUAUGUAGCCAGAGAGGUUUGGUACCCAACACAGAGGGUCAGACUUUUCAGAUUGCAAUUUCUGACCAGAUGAGACAGCAUUAUGACAGAAUUCAUGAGACACUAACAAGGAAAAAUGGCCCUGCUAGACUAUUGAGUUCAUCAGCAAGUACUUUUGAGCAGAGUAUAAAAGCAUAUCAUACUAUGAAUAAAUUUCUUGGCUCUUUCAUCGAUCAUGUUCAUAAGGAAAUGGACUACUUUAUAAAAGAUAAAUUGCUUCUUGAAAGAAUUCUUGGAGUGGAAUUCAUGGAACCAAUGGAAAAAAGCAUCUUUUACAAUGAUGAAGGUUAUUCUUUCAGCAGUGUUCUGUAUUAUGGAAACGAAGCCACUCUUCUUAUUUAUGAUCUGCUGUUCUUCUGUGUUGUGGAUUUGGCUUGCCAAAAUUUUAUUUUAGCAGCCUUCCUUACAUACCUACAACAAGAGAUUUUUAGAUUUAUCCGUAACACAAUAGGACAGAAGAAUUUGGCAUCCAAAACAUUGGUGGAUCAAAGAUUUUUGAUUUAAUUUAUUGAAUAGAUAACUUAAAGACAAUAUAAUCAUGACCAAAAAAGUCAUGAUUAUCAGUGUUUAAUUCGCCAACUCAAAUUAGACAACACUGACAAUGGGGCAAAAAAAAUCUAAAUGUUGCUUUCAGCAUAACACUUUUUCAUGAUAAAACAGUCUGCAUCAUUCGUCUCUGUAGAUUAUUUUCUCAGCUGGGAUUUGCCUACAUUUUCUCACAUUGAAAAAAUUAUUUGAUUACAAAUUCAAGCCUACUUUUCAGUUCAGUAUUUUCUUGUUUUAUAUAUUUUAUUAAAUGUUGAAAAAUAUUUUCCAGUUUACUUAGAAAUUUACAAUUGUAUAUUGCUGACUCAAUUUGCCUCAUCUUAAUUGCUCACCCUGUUUGGCAGUGGACUAAUUCACCAUUGGAUUAAUAGGCAUCUCAAAAAAUGGUACAUAUUCAUUUCUUUGUAUAUCUGUAUUAUUAGCAAUACACUCUUUUCAUGAAAUGUCGUUUACCUUUAUUAAGCUAUAAUGUGUGAUAUUUUCCCCAAUAUAGUUAUAUACUUAACAGAUUAAACUUUAUAAUUUUUAAAUUAUUUAACAUUUUAAGAGCAUUAUCAAAGUUUUGCACUUCUAUUACGUAUGUUUAAAGAUUGUAAAUAAUGAAUAAACUGUAAAUUUAUGUUACAUUGACAAGGUGAUUUAUUGAAAGCAAACUUAGGCUUAAUAAAUUAGUAGGCUUGUAUUUUUUUUUAUAAGGAAAAAAUAUUAGGAUGCAGAAUACACUUAAUGUAAAUUUUGAGCAUGUAGCUAAUAAUUUUUCAUUAUAUCAUUUUUCAUUAUACUCUUUAAUAAUCCUUUUCAUUGUAUACCAUGUAGUGAAAGACAUUAUAUAUUUUAAGUAUAAUGAUCAUUAACCCCCAAACUGACAAUUCUUA
Messenger RNA from Rhinolophus ferrumequinum (greater horseshoe bat), 3928 nucleotides. It is a transcript of the gene TMEM67, whose product is annotated as transmembrane protein 67. Gene Ontology annotation, biological process: cilium assembly. The record is from RefSeq and is a predicted model, not a curated record. Lineage: Eukaryota; Metazoa; Chordata; Mammalia; Chiroptera; Rhinolophidae. Gene Ontology annotation, cellular component: ciliary transition zone; MKS complex.